Anopheles moucheti is the source of this 714-nucleotide messenger RNA. Its product is annotated as protein cortex-like. The record is from RefSeq and is a predicted model, not a curated record. NCBI's taxonomy places the organism in Eukaryota, Metazoa, Arthropoda, Insecta, Diptera, Culicidae. Gene Ontology annotation, molecular function: protein binding.
AUGGCCACUGCGGAUGAUCUUGGCAAGCUGUACAUAUGGUACUGGAACGGUGGUCACCUUACCCCGAUUACUUGCUGGGCCAGCUCGAUGUGUGCCUUCAUCGACUGGCAUCUAUGGCGUGAGGAUGAGAUUGUUAUCGGUGAGGAGGCUGUAGGACACACACACACAUACCCACCAAUUGACAACUCUAAAACAGGAUGUUUAAUUUUAUUAGCCGACAGCGAACCGAUCAUGAUCGCACUGUACCACGUACCGAGCCGCGAGGUGGUGUCGUACUAUCGACGGCAGGACAGCGAUUGUAUCGUGACGAUGCUUUCGUUCAAUAAGAUUUCCGGCGAGCUGGUCGUGUGCUAUUCCUUCACGGAUACGAACAAGCAGCCCGAAAUACUUGUGCUCGCCUCGAUGGACCGUGUGGUGGAUGUGAUGCGCAAUCACGAUGACGCCAUCGUACAACUCCUGUGGAGCCCGGAUGGAAAACAGCUCGCCAGCGUAGGAUAUGAUGAAACGCUCACGAUUUGGAACUUCUUCGGCAUCCCACCGUCGAACGAGUGCAAGAGGACCAAACUGCAAUGUGAAGCGAUGGCCAGUAGCAGUAGCUCACGGGGUGGAUCCGUUGUCCGUGGGCUAGCAGGUUCGCGCGUCCACUCGAACCGUAACAAAGAAGCCAGCUAUCGCGAUCUGGCCUCGAGUUUUCUUUUCAAGGCAAUGCGCUGA